UGCUCAACGAGUCACAUUUGUUCACUGGACACGAUCAAAAGAUUCAUCAUUAUCUUGACUAUCAUCUUCCAUCGACGUGAGUUGUGCCCCAAACGAACCGAGGGAGGGCCCACCACUUUGCGACGCCUUAUAACCCCUGAAUCGCAAGAUGGGAAACACAAUUCACCCAAUGCAUGGUUCCUUCGUGAAUGCUGACCUUGUAGCGUGUGUUCUACGGGUUUUGCCUAACUUUGAAUGCCUUGCCUCAACAAUAUUGACAUCGAAGGCCAUCUACAACAUCUUUCAACAACAUCCUUGCUCAGUUGUUCGCUCUGUAGCUUAUAACUUGGUUGGACCAGCCUUGCCACAAGCGCUACGUUUCGUCCGAUGCCAAAAUGCGCAACUGUAUUCCAAGCCCGUUGAUGAACUCUUGGGCGAGGAUGAUAUUCAGAAACAUCCAGUGCUUUCCAGCGAGGAUAUCACAAGCCUUGUGGCCAUUUCCACCUCCGUUCAAGAGCUCGAAAGCCUGUUUAGUUGGAGAAUGAAAGACCGAAGAUAUAAGACAAGUCAGCUCUCCUUUGCGGAGUCGACACGAUUCCAGAAAGCCAUGUACAGAUUGUCCUUGUUCUCGGCUGUCUAUGGCCGCAAUGCUUACGAGUCAACUAUUGAACCUGACUCAGAUCAACUUGAAGAAAUCGAUUCGGCACUCGAAGAAGCCAAAGCACUACGAAAAGGCUUCUUCGCAAGUUUCUCCACUCUUGAGCUAAGGGAUAUUCAACGGAUUGAGAUGUUUUUGCGAGGAAUAAUCGUUCGCGCUGAGGGUGUUUACUUUGCUACAAUAUCACCUACAACCUACAGCCCUGAAACAUCAUUUGCGUUAUACUGUGCUCCACACAGAGUGAUCGAUGUGUAUAAGGGGGGGUUAUACUGUAUCACUGAACGGGAUCCCGACAUGAUGGAAGAAAUGUUCUUCAACGACUUCGUGAUUUGGCCUCUAACCUCUGUCCUGGUCGACAGGAAAGAACCGCCUCUUCUUCCCGUUAACCAAAAACAGCCUAUUAUUGAUGAAAUUGUUGGAGAACAUGAUCGGUGUUCGCAAUGUCAAUCCGACACUAUCAAUGGGUUGGAUUUAUGGGGACCAAGUAACUGGAGCUACCUCUGGGGCACCCCACCUCUGCACUCGAUCACGCAAUUACUGAAAGGUCAUGUCGGCGCAAAUCUUGCAGACGGGGUGCAUUUUUUGACUCUGUUGCGGGAGACACCAGCUGAGGAGCUUGUCGGGGGGUUGUUUGACUACAACACACCGGCUUAUAUUACCUGGAACAAAGCAGACUGGCUAUGUUCACAAUGUUUGAACAAGUUCAUACGCGACCAUCUCCACAUAUGGUAUUUGGGCCAGAAGAUUAAGAAAGGAGACGUGAUUCCAGAAAAUUGCUGGUACGGAUAUAACUGUCGUACUCAAACACACAGACUAGCACAUGCGCAGAAACUGAAUCAUUGGUGUGAACCUACUAGGGGAGAUGCACCUCCGACCAAUGUCUGAGGGUUACGGAUUCUUUUACGGAUCAUAGUGUGUAUCUUAGGUUCGGCGCUUUCUACUAUAUACGCGUAUCAAAAUUUAGCAGCGAUUACCCACACUAUGCCAGUGGACCAUGCUGUAUCUGGUUUAGUAAUUGGGGUUAGCUUUGUUUGUAUUCAAGGUUACAUUCAGAAUUGCAUGGCAUCAGAGUG
Molecule: messenger RNA, 1710 nt
Organism: Suillus bovinus
Lineage: Eukaryota; Fungi; Basidiomycota; Agaricomycetes; Boletales; Suillaceae
Exons: 7
Coding region: 149-1522 (457 amino acids)
Biological process (GO): ubiquitin-dependent protein catabolic process; mitotic cell cycle checkpoint signaling; protein ubiquitination
Cellular component (GO): nucleus
Molecular function (GO): ubiquitin-protein transferase activity
Source: RefSeq, a predicted model, not a curated record